Messenger RNA from Pocillopora meandrina, 1006 nucleotides. Lineage: Eukaryota; Metazoa; Cnidaria; Anthozoa; Scleractinia; Pocilloporidae. The record is from the annotation of a GenBank genome assembly.
AUGUUAGAUUUUUUCGGUGAAAGGGCAUAUAGCAGCUCACCCGAUUCGAGUAGGAAUGGUCCUGGGCGCCCACCUUAUGUCAUUGAGGAAGAACAGAUACGUUUUUUAAGAGAAAUGCAUUUUUCCUGGAAAAAGAUAUCCGAUUUACUUGGUGUAAGCGAGAGUACCCUCAGAAGGAGGAGAUUAAUAUAUGGCGUGACUGACCAAGAAGAGUUAAGGUGGACUCAAAUAACUGAUUCCGACUUGGAGAACAUUGUGAAAGAAAUUCAAGAUCUAACCCCAAAUAUCGGACAAGCGUGAUUGGUGGGCGCUCUGAGAAGUAGAGGGCUAAAUAUUCCACGAAGGCGUGUGAGAAAUUGUCUUCAUACCCUCAAUCCUGUUGGAACAGUUUUUUUACGGUGGCGGUCUACAAUUUACAGAAGAAAAUACAAUGUUCCUACACCAAAUGCUCUCUGGCACAUAGACAGCAAUCACAAACUCAUACGAUGAAGGUUAAUAACUCAUGUGUGUGUAGAUGGAUAUUCCCGAAUUAUAAUUUAUGCCCACUGCUGCAAUAACAACAAAGCUGAUACAUUGCUGGAGCAAUCUAUUAGGUGUCAACAGUUAUGGAUUGCCUUCUAGGGUGAGAAGUGAUUACGGUAUGGAAAAUUUCAAAGAAGCAGAGUUUAUGCUAGAGCAGAGAGGUGUUGACAGAGGUAGCAUUAUAACUGGUAGCUCUGUGCACAACUGUUCUGUAGAAAGGUCACACAGAGAUAUUUACUCAGGAGUACUUUGCUUUUUCGCAAGGACAUUUUCUCGCUUGGAGGAUAAUGAGCUACUGGAUCCACUUAAUGAGUUGCAUUUAUUUGCUUUACAUUACACCUUCAUCCCCAGAAUCAAUAAGUGCUUACAGGAAUUUAAGAGCCAGUGGGAAAAUCAUCCACUAUCUUCAGAAGGAAAUCUUUCUCCUACUCAAUUAUAUACAGCUAGAAUGCUUGAAAAUGAACACUCUGGAUAUGCCACAGUU